This is a messenger RNA of Zychaea mexicana, 794 nucleotides long. RefSeq lists its product as uncharacterized. The record is from RefSeq and is a predicted model, not a curated record. The transcript is spliced from 2 exons. The coding region runs from base 1 to 462 and encodes 153 amino acids. Lineage: Eukaryota; Fungi; Mucoromycota; Mucoromycetes; Mucorales; Lichtheimiaceae.
AUGCUCGAAUACGGACAUACGACUCACUUUGGUCAUCUCACACCCGAAAGAGCGGCCCUAUCGUCAGGCGGAUCACGAUCAGUCCCCAUACGGAAUGCCCUGCUCUUUGCCCCGUCCAAGCUUUCAUCACACUUUGCGAUCAUUCUCUGGCUCGCACGGCGCGACCCUCUCAAGUUCUCUUCGUCGACAGCACCCGGCCACAAGUACCUGUUCAGAUCCAAACAAUCCGCAACUGGCUCCGCAAUUUUGUACGACUUUCAACUGACAUCCGCCCGACACCUUCCGUUCGCUCUCUUCCUCCGCAGUACUCAACGAUCAUUAUCGACGAACAAGACUGACACAGACAAAUGUCACAAGUGCAAUCGUCGAGACGCCUCCAACGUCGGAAUCGACGGUCUUUCGGGAUUGGCGGGAGAUUUAUCGACCGUCAAUUCCCACUCUAGACUAGAGAAGAAGACCUGAAGUAGAUAUGCUCCCACCCUCCUCUACCCUCUUUCUUUUUUCCAGUCGCUUAGAAGAUCAACGUGAUACAGAUAGACCAUCAUCCUCCUUUUAUUUCUUUUUCUCAGACAUUACGCUCAAUAAACACCGAACUAGAAGAUCACAGCAUAUCUACUUUAGGUCUUCAUCUCUAGUCUAGAGUAGGAAAUGGUAAUGCAACGACAUAACUAGGGUCAUUGCUAGGAAACCUUUCAUAGAUAUGACAAUGGUGUAAUCUGCAUGCUCUCUGUCUUUUCCUCAAUGAACAUACAAUGUAGUUUGCCAUGAACAUCCACUGGGCCCUCAAAUAUUGC